Molecule: messenger RNA, 959 nt
Organism: Ilex paraguariensis (yerba mate)
Lineage: Eukaryota; Viridiplantae; Streptophyta; Magnoliopsida; Aquifoliales; Aquifoliaceae
Source: the annotation of a GenBank genome assembly
GCUGCAUCGUAGUGCUUCUGCCGAGCCGAGCUUCUCCUACACACUUCUUCUAGCUCUUGGACUCGCCAUUGUUCACACACGGCUCUCAACCAUGGCUGAACAGACUGAGAAGGCAUUCUUGAAGCAGCCCAAGGUUUUCCUCAGCUCGAAGAAGUCAGGGAAGGGAAAGAGGCCUGGAAAGGGAGGGAAUCGGUACUGGAAGAGUAUUGGAUUAGGCUUCAAAACUCCAAGAGAGGCCAUCGAAGGAACUUAUAUUGAUAAGAAAUGUCCAUUCACCGGCAAUGUUUCGGUCAGGGGUCGUAUACUUGCUGGUACAUGCCAUAGUGCCAAGAUGACGAGAACAAUCAUUGUUCGACGCAACUACCUGCAUUUUGUCAAGAAAUAUCAGAGGUACGAGAAAAGGCAUUCAAAUAUUCCAGCUCACGUUUCCCCAUGCUUCCGUGUGAAAGAAGGAGACCAUGUUAUCAUUGGCCAGUGCAGGCCAUUGUCAAAAACAGUGAGGUUCAACGUGUUGAAAGUGAUUCCAGCUGGGUCUUCUGGUGGUGGAAAGAAGGCCUUCACAGGGAUGUGAUUUGAGUGACUCAAUCUUCUUCAUUACGUUGCAAUAUUUGGAAGACAACUCUGUUAGGUUGUCCUACUUUGGUUGGGUGAACUUUAUUUGAACUUGAUGAAUUAAUUUUUUCCAGAGUGUAGUUUUAAUCAAGUUCAGAACGAUGUGACACUGUUCCUAUGACCAAGUGUUUACUCAGUUGGAAACUUAGUUGAUCUUGAUCUGGAUCUCCCAGCAUUUAUCUUUUUUGUUCUUUCCUUUUCCCUUCCCCAGCUAGGUGCUGGACAUCCUGUUAUGAAGCAGAUAAUUAAACCAUGCCCAAUGAUAUGCUAAUUUGUCCCGCCAUGGGCCUUCCAUUCAAUGCUUGUGGCUCAAAAUGGAUGUGGAAUGAUAUGUUCCCUCUUAAUGU